AUGUGCGACCCGCCGCCCGCGAAGAAGCCGAAGCGGCGCUUCUUGCCGCGGGUUCCGCCACGCCAGCAGGCGGCGGCGACGCCCAACAACGUGCCCUCGGCCGGCGGCGGCAAGGGCUUCGCCAAGGGCUUCGCCAAGGGCUUCGCCAAGGGCGGCACGAGCGUCGCCAAGAGCCGAGGCGGCGGCCACGGCGGCCGCGGCGGCGGCGGGCAACGCGGCGGCCGGGCCGGCGGCCGCGGCCUCGGCGCGUCGAUGCGGAACAAGACCGGCGGCCGCGGCGGCGGCGCGCCGAAGCCGCGCGUCGACGGGUCGCGCGACGACGACGAGCCCGCGAAGCAGGCCAAGCAGAUCUCCCUCGCCGAGGCGCUGCGGCACAUCACCCAGCCCGGCGGCUUCCCGCGGGCCCUCGCCGCCCUGCGGGUCGAGGCCGCGGCCCCCCGCGCGCCGCGCGUCCUCGCCGCGGCGCCCGCGGGCACGCUCGCGCAGCUCCUCGUCCACGCGCUCAAGAACGAGGCGCUCGACGACUCCCACGUCGUCGGCCUCCUCGCCGUCGACAUGACGGCGCGGAUCGACGAGUUCAACACGCAGCAGCUCUCCCAGAUCGCGUUCAACGCCACGCGGUCGGGCCGCGGCGACCUCGCGCGGCUCCUCGCCGCGGCGUUCCGCCGCGCCGCGGCCCCGGCGAUCUGGCGCGACGUGUCCGUGGUCGCGACGGUCGAGGCGGCCACCGGCCUCACGUGGGCCGCCGUCGACUACGGCAUCGUCGCGGCGGAGGCCGCGAAGGCCGCGGCGGGCCUCCUGCCGACGCUCGAGGCCGCGCUCAAGGGCACGAUCCCCCGCAUCUUCGGCGACAAGGUGACCAAGGUCGGCGAGACCCUCGCCAAGCUCGCGGCGGCGCGCGCGGCCGUCGAGCCCGCGCGCGCGCGCGACGACGUCGAGCCCUCGGCGCCCGAGGCCGAGGAGCCCGACCGCGCGGACGACGUCGACGAGUCCACGCCGCCGGACCGCGGCGGCGGCGGCGGCGACGACGAAUCGGGCCUCGGCAACAACGCGACGUCGGAGGAGCGCAAGUCCGACGGUGACGUGCCGCCGCCGCAGCCGGCCGCGGAGGCGCCGCCGCCCGACGACGAAUUCGACGAUGGCGUGCCGCUACCGCGGCUGCCCGCGGAGGAGCCGACGACGCCCUUCCAUCCGGCGCUCGCCCAGGCGCUGCGCGACACGGAGGCGCUCUUCGACGAGGGCCUCCUCACCACGGACGAGUACCAGACGAAGAAGAAGGAGAUCCUCGAGCGCGGCGUCUGGUACGCGGAGUCGCCGCCGGAGCCGCCGGACCGCGGCGGCGGCGACGACGAGGGCGACGACGACCUGGCCGGCGCGCCCAAGCGCCCCGGCGGCGCCGGCGAGGACGACCGCGCGCCGCGCGACGAGUUCACGCCGGGCGACGACGACCGCGCGGGCGGCGGCCGCGGCCACGCGCCGCCGGACGGCGACGGCUCCGCGCCGCCGGCCGGCGACGACGACCUCGGCCUCGCCCUGGUCUGCACGCCCAAGCACCGCGGCGGCUCGGGCGCGGACAACCGCGCGGACGACCGCGCGGACGACGACGGCGACGCGGGCAACGGCGACGCGGGCGGCCUCUCCGGCACGGGCGGCGGCAGCAAGAAGCGGAAGCGCCCGAAGCAGCGCCCGGAGCGCCCGGGCCACCUGCCGCCGCCCAAGAAGCGCAAGCGGUCCAAGGUCAAGGUCAAGGAGCCCACCGCGCGCGACCUCGACGACGUCAACGCGACGGGCCGCGGGAGUCGUCGUCCUCGUCUCGGGCCCAAGGCCCGACUGGACAUCGAGGCCCUCCUCAUCUACAAGGAGGGGCGGCACGUCGGCGACGACGACUCGGACGACUCGGACGAGGACGGCGACGACGACUACGACCCCGACGAGGACAACAUCGACUGGAACGGCAAGUGGUUCGACGGCGAGUCCGACUCCGAGUCCGACGGCGGCCCUCAGGGCAACCGCCGGAACGCGACGGGCAAGACAUUCGUGUCGAUCAACUCCCUGGGCAUCGUCGAGACCGGGCCCGGCACGGUCGACGCGCAGCUCACGCGCGUCGCGCUCCUCGCGGCGUCGUUCGCGCUCGAGGCCGACAGCGCGCACCGCGGUGCCACCCGCGGGUGCGGGGCUCCGUCGGCCAAGAACCCUGACCCGCACCCGUCGGCCCCUUGUGUGGCCCUGCGCGGCACGUCGCUGCACCUCACGCGCGAGGACGCGGUGACGUGGCUCCGCCGCGCCCGCCGCGUCGUCAUCGACAAGGACCCGGCCUUCCAGAGCGCGUUCGUCAAGGACGCGUCCGCGCUGCAGCUCGUCGUGACGACGAUCGUCGCGGGCGAGUCCUCGAGCGCGAGCGCCGUCAACAAGCAGCAGGCGCUGCCGUGGAUGCUCAUGAGCAGCAGGAACGAGUACAUCAUGAUCGUCUGCGUCCGCGAGCUCACGUUGAGGUGCUUCGAGAGCCGGCUCACGAUGCGCGGGCUCUGGAAGACGCGGAGCAGCUUGAAGAGCCGCGCGAGCCGCACGAGCCGGAGGAGCCCCGCGUCCUUGUUGAUGGGCAUGGCCCACCAGGGCGUGAUGGACACGGCGUCGAGCACGGCCCACGUCCGCAGGUAG
Messenger RNA from Aureococcus anophagefferens, 2658 nucleotides. RefSeq lists its product as hypothetical. The transcript is spliced from 4 exons. The record is from RefSeq and is a predicted model, not a curated record. Bases 1 to 2658 code for a protein of 885 amino acids. Lineage: Eukaryota; Pelagophyceae; Pelagomonadales; Pelagomonadaceae.